Molecule: messenger RNA, 3381 nt
Organism: Acanthochromis polyacanthus (spiny chromis)
Lineage: Eukaryota; Metazoa; Chordata; Actinopteri; Pomacentridae
Product: neuronal acetylcholine receptor subunit non-alpha-2-like
Exons: 6
Coding region: 285-1871 (528 amino acids)
Biological process (GO): regulation of membrane potential; monoatomic ion transmembrane transport; nervous system process
Cellular component (GO): synapse; postsynaptic membrane; neuron projection
Molecular function (GO): transmembrane signaling receptor activity; acetylcholine-gated monoatomic cation-selective channel activity
Source: RefSeq, a predicted model, not a curated record
CGGUUUUACGCGCAGCACCACAGAGGUAAAGAUAACACUUGUUUUGUGGUUAAGAUCGUCUCUCUCGGCCCCACCCGGGCAUCCCUGCCUCAUCCGCCUCCUCCUCUUCCUCUUCUCUUCCUCCUUCCCUACCUCCCUCCUCCUCCACCGCCUUUCCAGCUGACCGCAGCUUCCCGUGGCGCCUCGACCGGAAUCACAAUAUACGGACACCGGCCACAUGCGCCCUCACAUCGGGUCUCUGCCCCCUGGAUGCCGGCAGCAGUGGGUGUAUUACUGCUCUCUGCAUGGUGUCGAGUGCCACCACUGAUGAGAAGAAACCUCGGUGUGUUUGUUUCAUCGCUGUGUGCAGUCUGCUCCAGCUGUUUGGAACAGGAGGCUACAGGAGCGCACGGUCGGACCGGGACAAAAACACCAUGAAGUUGGCGAUGCUGCUUCUCCUGCUCGUGUCGGUGUCCUUUCCGCUGCCCGUGAACUCCAUCGCUGCUCCAAAUGAAUUUGUGUCCUUGGCGGAGAUGGAGGAUGCCCUCCUCAAGAACCUUUUCCAAGGCUACCAGCGCUGGGUGAGGCCCAUCCAGCGUGCUAACGACACCGUUAGAGUGCGCUUCGGACUCAAAAUCUCUCAGCUGGUUGAUGUGGAUGAGAAAAACCAGCUAAUGACAACUAAUGUUUGGCUCCGUCAGGAGUGGAUUGAUUACAAGCUACGAUGGAAUCCAGAAAAAUAUGGAGGAAUCACUUCCAUCAGAGUCCCUUCAGAAAACAUCUGGCUGCCAGACAUCGUCCUGUAUGAGAAUGCUGACGGACGGUUUGAAGGCUCCCUGAUGACUAAAGCUAUUGUGAAGUUCAACGGUGCCAUCACCUGGACACCACCUGCCAGUUAUAAAUCUGCUUGCACCAUGGAUGUCACCUUCUUCCCCUUCGACCGACAGAACUGCACCAUGAAGUUUGGCUCCUGGACGUACGAUGGCAACAUGGUAGACCUGGUUCUGAUGGACAACCAGGUUGAUCGGAAAGACUUCUUCGAUAAUGGGGAGUGGGAAAUCCUCAGUGCCACUGGUGCUAGAGGAAACAGGAAGGAUGGCUUAUAUUCUUACCCGUUCAUCACAUACUCCUUCAUCCUGAAGAGGCUGCCACUGUUCUACACUCUCUUCCUCAUCAUCCCGUGUUUGGGUUUGUCCUUCCUGACUGUCUUGGUGUUUUACCUCCCCUCAGACGAAGGAGAGAAACUGUCGCUCUCUACCUCCGUCCUCGUGUCGCUCACUGUGUUCCUCCUGGUUAUAGAGGAAAUCAUUCCCUCCUCCUCCAAGGUGAUCCCGCUCAUCGGAGAGUACCUGCUCUUCAUCAUGAUCUUCGUCACCCUCUCCAUCAUUGUCACCGUCUUUGUCAUCAACGUGCAUCACCGCUCCUCGGCCACCUACCACCCCAUGUCGCCGUGGGUGCGGAACCUCUUCCUGCAGAAGCUUCCCAGGUUGCUCUGCAUGCGAGGACACACUGACCGCUACCACUACCCAGAGCUGGCGCCGGAAAGCCCCGAGCUGAAGUCUCGAUCUGGAGGUCGGAGAGGAGGCCAGAGGACAAACAGCGGAAUGCACGGACAAACGAAUUCUGAAGGGAAGGAGGACGAGGCAUGGGCCACCAUGCUGGAGAAAGCCAUCUAUUCAGUGCGCUACAUCAGCAGACACAUCCGCAAAGAGCACUUCAUCCGCGAGGUGGUACAAGACUGGAAGUUUGUGGCGCAGGUGUUGGACAGGAUCUUCCUGUGGGCUUUCCUCACUGUCUCAGUACUGGGCACCAUCCUCAUCUUCACUCCAGCUCUACAGAAGUUUAUGAAAAUCCCUCCUCCAACUCCAAGCGAGGAGCCACCUUCAAACUAGGGACAAUACUCCAGUAGGAGCCACCUUCAAGAAUUCAUGAAACACGUUAUCACUGAGCAGCAAGAAGCCAUCAAACGUACAUUUUACAGCAGAACCCGUCUUCUUUUGAUUCACUGAGUGAAAUCUUGUGUAUGUCAUUAAGUCAUGAGGCCAGUAUAGGUAUACUUUGCGUGCAUAUCAUUACAUGUCAAAUAGCGUACCAAUCUGCUUGGAGAUACCCAAGACGAUCAUAAAGUUAUUGCCACCUAUGCUACUUUUUAGUCUGUUAAAUGCCAAAUUCAAAAAACAUAUCCCUUUUAGAUUCUACAUAAUAAUGUAGAUUCUAGCUUUAAGUGUCAAAUAUUACACAUGCUUGCCAUUUUAAAAAGGUAUUGAAGCGGAAACCCAACCAAUUCCAUUCCGCUUACUUAACUGUAAUAAAUCCACUGAAAAAUUUUACUUUUCACUUUAUUCUGGACUUUGCUGAUUUCCUUAUUUCUGUUUCUAAAUGACAUCACUACUCAUAUGAUGCAUGCUGGUUUUCUUGAAACGUAUCAGUUUUCAUUUGGCCACAAAACAAGUUUCCAGACCAAAAAACUAUUUAAAAAAAACAACCUUCUAAAAUCUCUGUAGUUUCUUUUAUACAGACACCAUCAGCCCAAUGUUAAAACCUAAUAUUAUGCCUGAGUUUAUGAAAAACCUAUUAAAGCCACUAGAACAGCUCUUAAAUGUCGGUACAUGGACACAGGACCUCUGUGGGUGUCCUACGCCGUUUGGCAGCAGGAUGUUUCAUCAGAUCCUUUGGGUCCUGUGGGCUGAGGGUUGGGACCUUCCUGGAUCGGGUUUGUUCUAGCGCUUCCCAUAGAUGCUUGAUUGCAUUGGGAUCUGGGGAGUUUGGAGGCCGAGCCAACGCCUUGGGCUCUGUGUCGUGCUCCUUGAACUGUUUGUGAGCAGUGUAGCAGGUUGCAUUAUCCUGCUGGGGGAGGCUGCUGCCACUGAUGAACAGUUUGUUCUGGGUCUAGAACAGUAUUUAAAUGGAUGCAGCGGAACACUGCAUUGUAAAAAGAAGAUCAAAGUUAUUCACUCCAGCUGGCUUUAACAUUGUGGCUGCUCAGUGUAAUCAUUCUGGCUUUAACUAUUACUUACUGUACCUGAAGCACAAAAUACUUCUUGCUGUAACUACUUAGUAGUGUACUGCAUCAAAAGCCUCAAGAUACCAACAACAUUUGAACUACCUUACACAUUUAUUACAGAUGCUGCCACCUUGUACAUGUUUGCAAAAAUCAUUAAACACAUUUUAUUCAUUAGUGUAACAAAGCAUUAAGUCACUGUUCAGAGCUCAAAGUUGCAAAGCUUUUUCUGAAUAGUUUGCACUGUGUUUCUGUUGAACACUGUUUCCUGGUCUGCCUCAUCUUAUUCAGACAGAAUUCAAUUUAAGUGCAAUAAAUGAAUUAAGUUACACAUUCAACCCAUAAACAGUAUUGGUAAUGUUCAGAUGUUCUUCAUCACACUAAUAAAGGCUGAUUCUCUA